ACCAGUGACUCAGACUCUUAACCCCUUCAACCACGAUGAUGAGUUCUUCGAGAGGUGCCUAAGACUCUCCACGCAGCUCGACAUCCCAUCGCCCAUCACACAAGACCCGACUCCUGUCCCACCUGCUGCCUCCAUGUUCAACAAGCCAAAUAGGCUCAACGGGGGCGGCCUUAUCACUAACUCGUCCCGUCUUAUCAACAGCUACCCCGCCGCAUACAAAGAUUUCUUUGGCACACCCAGCGGGGCUCCCUGCAUUUACAAGUCCGGUCCUGCUUGGCCGGAGCGUAAGGGUCCCGAAGCAUACCGCUACAUCCGCGAACCACGCCCUGUAUAUGGUCACCCCAUCGCUCAAGACUGGCUCAAGAUCGGUACCGACAUCUACCAGGCCCUUGAUGCUCUCAGUGUCAAGUGGACCUCAAUCGAUCCUGUCGCCUUCGCCGACGCGGGAGAGAAGACGGCAUUUUGCCCGCUCCUGAUGUGGAUCGGUGUGAAGCAUGAGAUGCUCGCAUUUGAGGCUGCAGUAACUGCUGCCGACGCCGUCAAGGAUAUCCUCCGUCAAGCAGGCUUCCCCAAUAUUGAGGUGGCCUUCCGUGAGUCGGAGGUGACGCGCUCUGUGGGCGGCCCUAAGCUCCUCUCCUUCAACCCCCUCCUCGACCCCAUCCCUGAGUUCCGCAAGGCCUUCACGCCCACACUUGGCCUCUCCGUCGCCCCGCUCAGGACGCCCCACUACGAGGGCACUGGUGCGCUCUACUUCCGCCUCGGCCGUGACGAUGACCGUGUCGCCCUUCUCACCACUGCCCACAUCGCUUGCCCGCCUCCUGAGUUUGCCAACACUAGCAUGUCACACGAGAAUACCAGCCAGCCCAGAGAGGAGAUCGUCGCGCUGGGCAGCAUGGGCUAUCAGAAUGCGACAAACACCAUGAUAGAUGCCAUCGGUAGCCUCACUUGCUCCAUCUCCAUAUGGAAGAGGGUCAUCGAGAGACUGGGUGAUCCCGUCGACGGCGAGAAGUCUGCCAUCACCUGGAAGCGCCGGCAGACCCAGCACGACGUGGAAAAGGCAACCAAGAUGAUCGGCUACUUGAACGAGCUCUAUCAUGAGGUUACCAAGCUCCGGACGAACCCAGACCAGCGCGUCAUCGGCUGCGUCCUCCACGCAGAGCCAAUCGUGAUCUCCAACGGAUCCCACAGGUUUACCUGCGACUGGGCAUUUGUCCAGCUCUACAAGGAGAAGAUAGACUGGGCCACCUUUCCAGGAAACAAGGUCUUCAUCGGUGGGAAUCUCUCGCUGUCCGACUUCGGCCAGUUCAUGUUCCCGCAUCCUGAGGACCAGGCAGACUACGAGUACCCUGACGACGGGCUCCUACAGGCCUUUGGAGUUGUCAAGGACCACGAGAUUCGCCAGCCACAGCACCUUGACAUGUACGGCCAAAGGAUACUGAUGGUUGUGAAGAAUGGUCUGGCUACAGGUACUACUAUCGGCUGUGCCAAUGGACUGGACUCGUUCACUCGCGUCUACAGCCAUUAUGACAUCAUGGGCACGUCCGUCCAGACCGCAAUCCUUCCCUACAAUCAGCAGCUCGGCCCCUUCUCAGCCCCUGGAGAUUCAGGCUCCAUCAUUCUCGACAGGUCUGGCCGCAUUGUCGCUUUGCUCACAGCUGGAGCUGGUUCGACUAACGAGAUGGACAUAACCUAUGGGACUCCAUACUGGUGGCUCGAGGAGCGGGUUAAGAAGGCAUUCCCCGGAUGCUUCCUCUAUGAGGUUGCUGGCUAGAUUGGUGCAAUUAUUCUUUUCCUCUUUCCUUUCACUCAUAUGGUGCCGGGCAGACAAAACUAAUGCACUGUCAGUUUUGUUGCAAAACCUGUACAUAAUGAAUCAACAUACUUCCUUGGGAAA
Messenger RNA from Tuber melanosporum (Perigord truffle), 1894 nucleotides. RefSeq lists its product as uncharacterized. The coding region runs from base 134 to 1771 and encodes 545 amino acids. The record is from RefSeq and is a predicted model, not a curated record. Lineage: Eukaryota; Fungi; Ascomycota; Pezizomycetes; Pezizales; Tuberaceae. The transcript has 2 exons.